AUGGAGGAACGCGGGUCCCCGGACGGGGACCCUGAGCGCAACCCGGAGCAGGGGCCAGAAGGAACAGAGACGCCCAUCCAGGUGGUGCUCAGGGUGCGGCCCAUGAACGCGGCCGAGCUCCGCCGAGGGGAACCGAGCGCGCUGCACUGCGCGGGGAGCCGCACUCUACAGGUGAGCCCCCCGGGAGGUGCCCCAGACUUGGCGUUCCGCUUUGGAGCGGUGCUGGACGGGGCGCGCACGCAGGAGGAGGUGUUCCGCGCGUGCGGGGUGCAGCGCCUGGGAGAGCUCGCCCUGCAAGGCUUCUCCUGCACCAUCUUCACUUUUGGCCAGACGGGCUCCGGGAAGACAUACACCCUGACAGGACCUCCUCCCCAGGUGGGCCGGGCUGGUCUGCGCCGUAGGCGGAGCUCCGCCCACACCCUGAACCAGGCGUCCAGCCGCAGCCAUGCCCUGCUCACCCUCUACAUCAGCCGCCAAGGCGUGAGUCAGAUGCCACCUGUGGACCCCGGGGGACCUCCCGCAGGGGGGAAGCUGUGCUUUGUGGACCUGGCGGGCAGCGAGAAGGUGGCGGCCACUGGGUCCCGCGGAGAGCUUAUGCUCGAGGCCAACAGCAUCAACCGCAGCCUGCUGGCCCUGGGCCACUGCAUCUCUCUGCUGCUGGACCCCCAGAAGAGGCAGAGCCACGUCCCCUUCCGGGACAGCAAGCUCACCAAGCUGCUGGCGGACUCCCUGGGCGGCCGAGGGGUCACGCUCAUGGUGGCCUGUGUGUCCCCCUCGGCCCACUGUCUCCCCGAGACACUCAGCACCCUGCGCUACGCCAGCCGAGCUCAGCGGGUCACCACCCGGCCGCAGGUGCCCAAGUCCCCCGUGGCCAAGCAGCCCCCGCGUUUGAGCCCCCCGCGUUGGGAGGCGGAGAUACUGCAGCUCCAGGAGGAGAACCGGAGCCUGCGGUCCCAGCUGGGCCAGAUGGAUGCCAAGGCCUCGGGGCUGGGCGGGGCCCGGGCCGCCUGGGCACAGCAGAACCUGUACGGGAUGCUGCAGGAGUUCAUGCUGGAGAACGAGUCGCUCAGGAAAGAACGGAACCAGCUGCGGAGCAGCCGGGACCUGGCCCGGAAGGAGCAGCGGGUCCUGGCCCAGCAGGUCCGAGAGCUGGAGCGGCGCCUCCUCAGCACCUGCCACCUCCCCCCGGCAGGCCCUGGCCCGGCGCCCCUGUGCCCCUGGGUGACGGGGCAGCUGCCCCACUGCCACGCCCUGCCCCCGCUCUGCUCCUGCUGCCACCUCUGCACCCUGUGCCGAGCCCCGAUGAACCCCUGGGCCUGCCCGCGGAGGGAGCCGCCCCCGAGCCAGGCCUCUGACCCCAAGACCCGGAGCUGCGAGUGUCUGUCCACUCGGCCGCCUCCCUGCGCGCCCCCGGGCAGCCCUGGCUCUGCCCCGUGCCUGCAAGGGAGGGCCCACAGCGACUGGACUCCGACCCGAGUCCUGGCAGAGAUGCUGAAUGAGGAGGAAGAGGAGGAGGAGGAGGUGGUUCCCUCCGCACCCCCACUGCCCUCGGGGGCCCCCAACCCACCGCCAGUGCCCCGAGGUGGGGCUGCGGUUCCAAACCUCGCCCGGAAGCUGGAGGCCCUCAGAGACCAGAUCGGCAGCUCCCUGCGACGGGGCCGGAGCCAGCCCCCCAGUAGCCAGGGCCCCCGGGGGCCCCGCUGA
Messenger RNA from Sorex araneus (European shrew), 1704 nucleotides. RefSeq names its product kinesin family member 12 (gene KIF12). Gene Ontology annotation, molecular function: microtubule binding; microtubule motor activity; ATP binding. NCBI's taxonomy places the organism in Eukaryota, Metazoa, Chordata, Mammalia, Eulipotyphla, Soricidae. Gene Ontology annotation, biological process: microtubule-based movement. The record is from RefSeq and is a predicted model, not a curated record.